Molecule: messenger RNA, 593 nt
Organism: Odocoileus virginianus texanus
Lineage: Eukaryota; Metazoa; Chordata; Mammalia; Artiodactyla; Cervidae
Source: RefSeq, a predicted model, not a curated record
CCAAGAAGUCAGAGCCAGGAGUUCUGAGCCUCCCUUCCCGUUAUGAUGACGCAGGCUUUCUCAGUCUCGGACAGAAGACUUUGGGCGGUGGGCGGAGGCGGAGGUGUAGACACACUCCAGGCUACGAUUUGCCCCUUACUCUUCUAAAACUGCUGGGAGGAAUGUCUCUAGCUCACACCGCAGGCCAUCCUUUGCUGAUACUGCAGCUGAUAGAACCCAGGAAGGCUCUGGGCAAUGCCCACUCUCGGUGCCUCAACCUCGCUGUCAAAUCUCAGUCCAGACCAGGCCAGCCCUGGUGUCAAGUCCAGGGCUCCAUGGACACAAAGCCUUUCCUCCAGUGUGACAGUGACAGCAGCAAGGUCAGACCUUUGGGUUUCCUGGGGGAGGAGGUAAACGACACCAAAGCGUGGACUGAAUUGAGCCAGACGCUGGGAGAAGCAGGAAGAGAGCUCAGGAUGGUCCUGCCUGUGAUCAAACUGGACAAAAAGGAGACAGGAGGUCCUCCCACCCUGCAGGUCAGGCUGUGUUGUCAGCGUGAAGCCGAGCAUAUAUAUAUAUUGUUUCCAGACCUUCUCUCCUUCCUGUUGUCCUGA